AUGGAAGAAGAUUGGAUUUGUGCCAAAAUGAACGCCUUAAAUCUUGUAGUAGUUUUAAUAGUUCUAUACCAAACCCAGUAUUCAUCAGCCAAAGAUAUAACAACUUCGCUUGGUGGAUCCAAACCUGUUGCCAAUUCCGGAACACCCAAUGCUGCAGCAAAAUUAGACGGCUCCAGUCGCAGUGGUCUCGGAUUUGAUACGGCGUUCUUUAACAAUUUCAACUCCUUACACGGCGGUGGACUCAACACUGGAUACAGUACCUUUGGUGCACAAUGUCCCAUGCAGACUGAUAUUUUAGACAAUUUAAGAUUAUCAGAUGAUCCCGAAGGAUAUCCUGUCGAUGCCAUUGCUGCAGAACUGGCGCUACGUCCCCAAUUUGCUGCCUUUUUAGUUGAUCAAGCAGUUUUGCCCGGAACUGAUCCUACCAUUCCCGAAGACCCAAGAUUUUUAACAGCCAAUAUGACCUGUCCUUUCAUCCGCAAACAAUUAUGGAGCUUCUUCAAGAAUAGUAGCAGCAUCUGUUGGGUUCUCCAGAAUUUCCAGGCACAGAUACUCUAUGCCGAUUGUCUCUUCAAGACCUGUCAAUUCUGUUCUAAUCCAUUUGGUUUCAACACCGAGAACCAAUGUUUGAAGCAGUACGAGACCGUCUCAGCCUACGUGUUCUGUCCUAGCAUCGGGUUCCCUCGAAUCAUCAGUGAACGCUUCAUCAUCCCCAGAUACUGUACCUGCAAGGUCGUCAACUGUCAAACCCAGACACUGCACCAUCCCGGUAUUGGUGGAUACGGUGGUUUCGGUACCUUUGGAAAGAAAUAA
Molecule: messenger RNA, 813 nt
Organism: Lottia gigantea (owl limpet)
Lineage: Eukaryota; Metazoa; Mollusca; Gastropoda; Lottiidae
Exons: 5
Coding region: 1-813 (270 amino acids)
Source: RefSeq, a predicted model, not a curated record